Messenger RNA from Danaus chrysippus (African queen), 3675 nucleotides. The record is from the annotation of a GenBank genome assembly. Lineage: Eukaryota; Metazoa; Arthropoda; Insecta; Lepidoptera; Nymphalidae.
AUGUAUUCAACGAGAGGUGCAGAUAUUUAUGUGAGAAAUAAAGGUGGAAGAAGUCAUUCCGUUCAGGGUCUAGCCACCAAUAUUACUAGCCCUGCAAUGAACAUACCAUUACCACCUCGUUUAUGGCUAACAGAUGUAGAAGAUGAAUCGUCAGAUGAUUUAAGUCACAGUUCAUUAGAAGACGGGACCAUUCCAGUUGAAAGGACGAGAAUAAGAUCACGUUACCGUCACAAAUCGAGGGCAUCUGUUAAUGUGCCUAUUGGAAUAUUUUGGGAUAUAGAGAAUUGUCCGGUGCCUAGAGGCUGUUCAGCAAUCAAUGUAGUAGCGGCAAUCAGAUCUAAGUUCCUCACAGGCCGUCGGGAAGCAGAUUUUGUAGUUGUUUGUGAUGUGAGGAAGGAAACACCACAAAAGCUUCAGGAACUCAAUGAUGCUCAAGUAAGUCUGAUCCAUGUGUGUGGAACUCAGAAGAAUGCUGCCGAUGAGAAACUAAGACAAUGUAUGCGUCGUUUUGGAGAGCUUCAUUCAAGCCCUGCAGCCCUAUUGCUUAUAUCGGGAGACAUCAAUUUUGCAGCCGAUCUUAGCGAUUUUAGACAUAGGAAGGGUAUGGAAGUUAUAUUGGUGCAUAGACAGAAUACAUCAUCAGCCUUAAUAGCUUGUGCCUCCUCUCAUUACUCAUACAAUGAACUUACUGUUAAUAUACCAAGAAAUAUGAAUGUGACUGUAAGUGGCAGGGAAGAGGAUCCAAGUCGUGAGAUGGAGGUCAUUAACCUGCCAGUGGACCAGCCACCGCAGAGAGUGUCCAGACGACUACUGAGACUUGCCGACAACUGUGGGGGCAAAGUGAUGAGAGUUGGGGCUGGGACGGCCCUACUAAGGUUUCCAACACCUGAUCAUGCUUCAAGAGCUUUAAAACGUAUGGACGGCGAGGAUGUUUUUGGUCGUAAAAUAAGUACGCGUUACGCUCGAACGUUCCAACCGACGUAUUCCAGUGACGAGGGUUACAGCACCGGCCAGAGGCCGCAGUUUGUUACACCUGUCGUUCAGCCCCAGCCUCCCCCUCCCCCUCCCCCGCCGGCCGAUCCUCCCCGCAGCGCUUCAAGCGACUGGGCUCUAGCGCUGCAGCAGCUGCCGGCACCAACACCGCCACCGCUGCAGUUCUGCCCACCGCCUGCACCUAAACCACGAAAGAUUAGAGGAACUCAUGGGUCAGCCAGUCUAGACAGGUCAGGUUGUUCGUCCACCAACAGUGAUGACCGUCGUGACAACAGUCACAGUCAAAGUCAUAGCCGAGCAGUGUCUCCUUGGAAUUCGUCAGUCAGCGAGCAUAGUGAGGAUGACACAGACUUAACCGUCUCCAACCUACCGCCUUAUGAUCCACCAGUAUUACAGGAAAUGCUGACGAAACUGUUCAAUCAAUACGUACCGGUAGUUCGUGUGUUAGUAUGGGCGGCUGGCGAGGGUCCAUUGGCUACUGUGGUAGUGAGAUCAGAAUGGGACGCACGUCUAGCUAUAGCUCGUGUCCACAAACGAAGAUUAGACAACAACUGGGCCGGAAGACGAUUGGAACUAUCCUUGGGAAGACCGUCACCAGCACCCAAUCUAGACGUACUACGGUCUAGACUGCGAGCUAUACUCCUAGACCAAAAAAACUUCAGUCUGCCACUACUUAGACUUCGAGAUGCGUACGCUAGCAGGCAUUGCUGUGCGCUAACUACAUCAGAUAUAGCUAAAGUCAAAGAUACGGUGGUAAUCCACGAAGGUUUCGGACGUUUGGUCCAAUUAGUGGAUCAUACACCGGUUGUGAACACGGAAACGGAAGAGGCGCCAUGGAAGUGUCACAUACACGCGGUACUAAAUACUAGCCAUGAAGACGGAAGCCGCAUCUUGCAGCCAGUGUACAUGGAUAUAGCGGUUUUGGCGAAGAAUACGCAAGUGUUGUUGGAGAAUCACGGCGGUAUACUGCCGUUGUUGAGUUUCGUGGAAUGCUACGAGGCGAUGUUCCCGUCGUUAGUAACUGAUAAUCGUCGCGGCGUGGCCCUGGAACUGCUACUGAGGAGUAUAAACACGUUGGAAGUUAAAGACAGCCCUUCUAGACAUUUAACAUGGAAAACAUCCACUGAUUCGCCCUCACACAGUUAUAUCAGCGAUACUUCUCGCAGCAGUGAUCGUGAUCGUCCACGCACAGCGCCCGCCUUAGAGCCUAUGUUGGCGUUGUUUGAGAGGGAGUUGGUUGAUUUGUUGAGAACGGCCCCCAGAUGCUCUAUACCGUUCAGCAAAUUGAUCCCCGCGUUCCAUCAUCAUUUCGGUCGUCAGUGUCGUGUAGCUGAUUACGGCUUCACCAAACUACCAGAUCUGUUAUCAGCAUUGGGUAACACUAUCGUGGUUUUGGGCUCAGGGUCGUAUCGUGUGAUAACGAUCUCAUCUGCCGCCCAAGGGAAGCGUUGGACGUCGGAUUUGUUGAAGAUAUUGAAGGCCAUACCCGGCCGGGUCAUUCACAUACACGAUCUGCCGCAGCUAUACCAAUCGACUAUCGGCAGGCCUUUCAACACCAUCGAUUAUGGUGUAUGCACCAUGGAUGAACUCAUGGAGAAGGUGUCUCCUCAAAGCGUUAUAGUAUCACCUGAAGGUACUAUCUCAUUACCAAGAAGAACUCCAACGCCCGAAGAACGAACAAGAACUGUUCAAUUCGCUGUACAAGCGGUUGAAUUGCUAUGCUACACACCGAACCUUAGAAUGGAAUUCUCGCGUUUCGUACCAGCGUAUCACGCGCAUUUCGGCAGACAAUUACGUGUUGCGCAUUACGGAUGUGUCAAAUUGCUGGAACUGUUCGAAUUAAUACCGGAAGCUGUAAGCGUGUACUGCGAGACUUCCGGCGAGAGGAGCGUGCGUUUGGGGCUACAGACUGCUACAGCAGUGAUGUCGCAGAGACUGAAGAAUUUGGCGCCCGUCUCCCUUACAACCUUUCCAUCAAGAUACGCCGCUCAGUACGGCGCUCCGCCUAUACCUGAUUGUUUAGACGCUCCUAAUCUCGAAUCCUUCAUAUACGCAGCUGGUGGCUUCAUUGAAGGUGAUAUAAUUCACGUCGGUGAUUCAUCUCAAUGGGCCAAUUCUGCAUUAUCAGCGUGUGCCGUACUAUCAGCUGAUCGCAGCGUCGCAAGAGGUUCUACUGAAGAAUAUUUCAUGACGGCCUUCCGCUCGUUGUAUGGCGUCGAACCGGAUGUUAGUAAUCUAAUGAUGUCCGGUGUGAUCGACGUGUCGGAGCGUCACGUCUGUUUGACCAACACGUGGCGCACAAUAUGGCGUGUAGCGCAGAUAUUAUCUGAUUAUCCGGGAAAUGUAACGGCUGUAGAGAUAUUUAUAGAGUAUUCAAAGAGAUACGGACCGUCGUUCCCUAACUCUGAACAAGGUAUGGAUGCUGUGAAUACGUUUCUCAGUAAACAUCGCAGUGUGUUCAAUAUUAGUGAUGGCCGCUGGAGUCUCUCGGCCGGAGUAACAUUACCGAGACCCGAGUAUUCAUUACGUGCUGAAGAUUACUCACUUCAUGAUACACCACCAGGGCAGAAGGGUUCCCGCGUCUUUGAAUCUCCGAAGACGAAUAUAUGGUGUUCGCCGCCGGCCAGCGCUCUACCAACACCGACUGCGCUACUCAACCACGAUAAUAGACGUAAUAUAUAA